This is a messenger RNA of Phacochoerus africanus (Common warthog), 3327 nucleotides long. RefSeq names its product aminopeptidase O (putative) (gene AOPEP). The transcript is spliced from 17 exons. Gene Ontology annotation, molecular function: metalloaminopeptidase activity; zinc ion binding. Gene Ontology annotation, cellular component: nucleolus. NCBI's taxonomy places the organism in Eukaryota, Metazoa, Chordata, Mammalia, Artiodactyla, Suidae. The coding region runs from base 205 to 2643 and encodes 812 amino acids. The record is from RefSeq and is a predicted model, not a curated record.
UGCCCGGGUAGCCCGUGGUAACACCUAAUCAGCGGAAGUGGAGACCCGUGGCAGGCGGCUGAGACAGAGGACUGAAAGUGGUGGAACCAUAAUUUGUGACACCAGGUGUUUUUUGGCAAGCUGCCGUUUAUGACUGCAGAAGAUUGGGACUCAUAGGAAACCCCUUCGGAGAUUUUAACAAGUUUCCCAGCCGCAACCAAUACCAUGGCCCUACAGCUGGACCCUUCCCGAGAUGACCUGCCACUCAUGGCCAACACCAGCCACAUACUUGUGAAGCACUAUGUCCUGGAUUUAGAUGUGGAUUUCGAAAGUCAAAUCAUUGAGGGCACCAUAGUGCUUUUCCUUGAGUCUGGAAACAGAUUCAAGAAACAGCGUAGUUCCCCCGAGGAAACCUGCCGAUCAGCAUCAAACGAAGCCUGCAGAUUUAGGACACCAGAGCCCUGCCAUAUUCCUGUGACAAAUACAAGGACCUUCUCAUCUAAAGUGGGAUAUAAUGAUUUUGUAAUCUGUGGUAAAGGUGAAAAAGAUACUUCUGGUAAAGAUGGUAACCAUGACAACCAGGAACAGGCUUCUGGGAUUUCUAGCUCGAAGUACCGCUGUGACACAGGGAAUCAUGGGAGUGAGGAUUUUUUGCUAGUGUUGGACUGCUGUGAUUUAUCUGUAUUAAAGGUUGAGGAGGUGGAUGUUGCUGCUGUGCCAGGUAUUGAAAAAUUUACAAGGUCUCCCAAGCUCAGGAAUCAGAUUGUACAUGAACUUGUGGCUCUGCCUGCAGAUCGUUGGAGGGAGCAGUUAGACUAUUAUGCUCGCUGCAGCCAGGCUCCUGGCUGUGGGGAACUCCUGUUUGACAUUGACACUUGGAGCUUACAGAUCAGGAAGACAGGGGCUCAGACAGCUACUGACUUUCCUCACGCCAUAAGGAUAUGGUACAGAACCCAUCCCCAGGGGCGAUCAGUUACAUGGACCUCAGACCAGAGUGGCAGGCCAUGUGUUUAUACUAUGGGAUCUCCCAUAAACAACAGGGCCCUUUUUCCAUGCCAGGAGCCACCCGUUGCCAUGUCAACAUGGCAGGCUACAGUUCGAGCAGCUGCAUCUUUUGUUGUUUUAACGAGUGGGGAGAAUUCUGCCAAGCCAACACAGCUUCGGGAAGGCUGCUCAAGCUGGCAUUACUACGUAACCAUGCCAAUGCCAGCCUCCACCUUCACAAUUGCAGUGGGAUCCUGGACAGAAAUGAAGCCAGAGAUCUGCUCAUCAGAUGAUCUGGCUGCAGAGACAUCUUUCUCACCUUCCGAGGCUGCCUUCAGGAAUGUUGGUGUUUGUGGACAUGUGGAAUACCCCUGCCGCUUCCAGAAUGCUUCUGCCACCACCCAGGAGGUCAUCCCGCAUCGGCUUUUUGCUCCAGGGUGCCUCCAGGGUGCCUGCCAAGAGGCCCUUCUGCCGCUGAUCCCUCCUUGCCUCUCAGCAGCACACUCUGUCCUGGGAACACACCCGUUCUCCAGACUGGAUGUACUCAUCGUCCCUGCCAGCUUCCCAAGCCUGGGGAUGGCCAGCCCACACAUCGUCUUCCUCUCCCAGAGCGUCUUGACCGGAAUGAGCCAUCUCUGUGGGACCCGCCUCUGCCAUGAAAUCGCUCACGCCUGGUUUGGCCUGGCUAUCGGGGCCCGAGACUGGACCGAGGAGUGGCUGAGUGAAGGGUUCGCCACUCACUUGGAAGAUAUAUUCUGGGCUAAGGCACAGCAGCUGGCCCCCCACGAAGCCCAGGAGCAGCAGGAGCUGAGGGCUUGCCUGCGCUGGCGUCGCCUCCGGGACGAGGUGCGGAGCUCCCCUGAGGAGAUGCAGGUGUUGAGACCCAAUAAAGAGAAAACCGGCCACGUGAGUGACUCGGGCUCAUCUGUCAUCAAACAUGGGCUCAAUCCGGAGAAGGUCUUCAUGCAGGUUCACUAUUUAAAGGGCUAUUUCCUCCUCCGGUUCCUUGCCAAAAGACUUGGAGAUGACACCUAUUUUUCAUUUCUAAGAAAGUUUGUGCACACAUUCCAUGGGCAACUGAUUCUUUCCCAGGACUUCCUUCAAAUGCUGCUGGAGGCCAUCCCAGAAGAAAAAAGGCUUGAGUUGUCUGUUGAAAACAUCUUCCAAGACUGGCUGGAGAGUUCUGGAAUACCACAGCCGCUGCAGAGGGAGCGCCAGGCCGGGGAGGAGUGCGGGCUCGCUCGGCAAGUGAGCGCAGAGGUCGAGAAAUGGGUUCGAGUGAACCGGAGACCCCGAAAACGGAAACGAAGGGAGACCGAAGAAGUGUUUGCAAAGCUUCUUCCAGACCAGCUGCUCUUGCUUCUGGAGCAUCUCUUAGAGCAGACGACCUUGAACCCUCGAACCCUGCAACGCCUUGAGCGGACAUACCACCUCCCGGAGCAGGAUGCAGAGGUUCGCCAUCGAUGGUGUGAACUUGUUGUUAAGCACAAAUACAAAAAAGCGUACAGACACGUGGAAAGGUUCCUUCAAGAGGAUCAGGCCAUGGGCAUCUACCUCUACGGGGAGCUGAUGGUGAACGAGGACGCCUGGCAGCAGCAACUGGCCCGCAGGUGCUUUGAGCUGAGCAAGGAGCAGAUGGAUAGAUCCUCAGCCGAGGUGGUGGCCGAGAUGUUAUUUUAAAGAGGAAAGAUCACAGUGAGAUUCCUUUUCAUGCAUCUAUUCCUAGCCCUGGUGAGAGACCAGGAUCGCAUUGACCCUGACAUCAAAGGAGGGAUUAUGGGGCUGCUAAAGCCAUCAGCCGCCGGCAGUGUGCACAUUGUGGGCUGACUUUCCCAGAGGCUCUCCCAGUGGGGCUCGUGUAGAAGGCCUCACAGGGCCGUGGUGGCUUUGUCCCCACCCUGGAUGUGCCACCUCUUUGUCCCCACCCUGGACAUGCCACCUCUUUGUCCCCACCCUGGACGUGCCAUCUCUUUGUCCCUACCUUGGAUGUGCCACCUCUUUGUCCCCACCAUGGACGCGCCACUUCAGGAACCUGAAUCCGAACUGAGUCUCUCCUGUGAGUUCAAGGCUGUUCUUCCACACAAGCGCCGGGAGGCACCUGAGGCCCAUGGAAACCUGCCGAUCCAUCUCCACCCUCCCCUCAGCACACAGAUCAUUCCCACAUUUCUGGAAAGCCUGAGUCCCUGUGUCCCGGGACCUGUGCCUACCAAGCGCUGUCCUCCGCCAGGUCAUUUCAGGAAGAUUCCGCAGUUACUUUGAUUGAUAUGUCCAUCAUUUACAGAUUUUCUAAUAUUUUAGGACCUUCUGAUAAAAGCGCAGGAUAAGAUUCCAAGGUGUAUUAAUAAUAAAAUGUAAUAGAUUUGG